AUAGGGGAAAGGUUAUUUUGAAGAUGGCUGCUCCCCAGGAUGACAUGUUUUCCCUGUGCGUGGACCCCGGCAAAGUUAGCAAUUGUGUAGAAGUCAGAUUCAUCGACAAGAUCAAGGGCAAAGGCUUAUUUGCAAAGAAAAACAUCAAAAAGGGAGAUACCAUCUUCAUUGAGAGGCCUCUAGUUUGCUCCCAGUUCCUGUGGAAUGCUUUGUACAAAUACAAAGCGUGUGAGUACUGCUUGCGGUCCCUGGAGACAGCUGAGGAGAAUGCACGCAGACUCACUGGUAUUCCUGGGCUCAACCUGCCCCACCCUGAGCUGUGCCAAGUACGGCCGGAGGCCCACCAAGCCUGCACUCAAUGUCAGGUAAUGUACUGUAGUGCAGAGUGCCGUCAGACUGCAGCAGAUCAGUACCACCGGGCUCUGUGUUUGGGCCCCUCUCACGAGGCUACCGACCACCCCAUCAACAAACUACAGGAUGCAUGGAGGAGUAUGCACUACCCUCCAGAGACCUCCAGCAUUAUGCUCAUGGCCAAGAUGGUCGCCACUGUCAAGCAGGCCCAAGACAAAGGGCGCUGGCAACAGCUGUUCUCUCAAUUCUGCAGCCGUGCAGCCAACGAAGAAGAAGAGAUUGCCCACAAGCUGCUGGGAGAUAAAUUCAAAGGACAGUUGGCCUUGUUACAAAAACUGUUUACAGCAGCUCUUUAUGAUGCUCAUCUCAAUCGGUGGUUCACUCCUGAGGGCUUCCUCUCUCUCUUCUCUCUGGUGGGGACCAACGGACAGGGCAUCGGCACCAGCUCCUUGAGUCGAUGGGUUCAUGCAUGUGAUGCAUUGGAGCUGCCUGGCCAGCAGAGGGAGCAAUUGGAUGCCUUCAUUGACCAACUGUACAAGGACAUAGAGAAAGAGACUGGGGACUUUCUGAACUGUGAGGGCUCUGGACUCUUCCUACUUCAAAGCUCCUGUAACCAUAGCUGCAUACCCAACACAGAGGCAUCAUUUCCAGACAACAACUUCCUGCUUCAUCUCAGUGCCCUCAGUGACAUCAGCCCUGGAGAGGAGAUCUGUAUCAGUUACCUAGACUGCUGUCAGCGAGACCGGAGCCGGCAUAGCCGCCACAAAAUUCUGAGGGAGAACUACCUGUUUGUCUGCUCGUGUCCAAAGUGUGUCUCCCAGAUGGAUGAGCUGGAUCUGACAUCGGAUGAGGAGGAUGAGGGGGAGGCCGAGGGGGAGACGGAGGGAGACGAGAUGGAGGACGAGAUGACGGACGUCUGAUGAAAAAGUCAGGCUUUGUGGAUUCAUGUUCCCUCCCUCUCACCUGUUAUCACCACGCUGUACAGCUGUAAGACAGAGACAUCCGUCAUCAAAGAAUAACUUUCAUAUAUGACACCAAACAUGUGGACAUUAGACAGUAUCAUGAUAUUUUUCCUCAAGAACGUUUCAGUCAGUUCUUGCACAAAGGAUUUACCUCUAAAAGCUGUUGUGAUUAUGCCUGCCCCACCUCUUAAUUCACACAGAGGAGAUAUUGCUCACUUAUGCUUCUUGUUCAUCUGUUUAAUACCUCUUAGACUCAUAAGUGAGCGUACAAGCAAUGAGUCCACUAUUCUGAGAAGUAUACAUGUUCUGUUCUAAGAGUAGCUAAUCGUACAAGUAAUGAGUCAAAUCUGCAGGAUGGCGGCCAAUGAUGAGUGUUUACACAUGUAAACGGAACUGAGUAGCCAAAGUCCAAUAUGGUUCCUUUAUUUUCAUAUGAUAAUGAACUUUAUGUGGUAAGCUGAAGCCUUGGCAUCACCCACAGUGGGAGAGAUUUUAUCUGUGGCAUUUGCCCUUUAUUUAGGAUAACUUUGUCACUGUUCCACAUGAGGGAAAUGGUGAAUUCUGCCAGUACAAAUCAACACAAUAGUGAUGUCUGUAAUUUCCAAGCCAGUGUUUUGUUAGUACACAAACAUGGCAGACCUCAAUUAUCUCAGUUGGCAGUCGGGGCACUGGUACAUGAGAAUGUUGCCUUUGAAGUCACACAAAGACAAUCAGCAGUGUUAAAGCAACAGUUAAUACGAGGAUCCUAGUCAUUGUCAUUUUUACUUCUCUGGAAUAAACCAUUCAAAUGUACAAUCCGUGUUAGCUCGAUUUAGAUUCUGGAUUAGACGAUUUAUUUUACUGUGUAAGCUUUCUCUGCUGGCAAUUUUUGUCCUAAUCUACCUUGAAACUUGUUUUCCAGCAAGUCUAAUUAUCUUUGGUACUUCGUUGCUCGGACCUGAUUAAAAUUCCUAGGAUUAUUUUUGUAUUCUUAUUAUUUUGCCUGUUGGAGGCUAAUAGCGCUGCCAUAAUGGGUUCUGGAGAUGCCAAACAAGGUGGCCAGGUGUAUGCAGACCAGCGUUACAUACUCAUAGGAUAAGGCACUAAUUGGCCCCUAUGUGGCACUAUAAUAAGCAACAAACUGAAAGGGGUUUUUCCCUACUGACCUGCUUACCCGGAAGUUCUGAAUAUGCUACAAUGUUCUUUGCAUUACAAGGAACAAAUAUGCCAAAAAUGGUUCUCUGCAAAUUAACCAAGCGUUCUCCUCCUGGACUGGUUACAAUAUGGUAAUAUUUGCAUAGCAUAUCCAGAUGUGAGACCCAAUAACCUCCAAAUUGCACACCAUAGAGGCGCUAUAGCACACUUAGAUCUGUGAAUAUCUGUGUCAUGCAAGAUGCAGGAGCCGUGCACACAAUGUUUGUUUAAUGAGCAUGCAACUGAGCAUUCAUGUGGACGAAAUGGAAAAUCUUCAAUUCUUUCAGGCUGCCCUCAGUAUUAUGUUCUUAGCCUGGAGUUGAGGUUAAAGUUGCCUGGUAAUGUGCACUUGUUUCUGUGCUUCACAUAACACUUGAGUCUCUCAUUUCUUAUUAAGAAUUGCGCUUUCAGCUAACAGUGCAGCUCAUACAUUUGACGGAAAGGACUAGAAAACCUUUAGUGUAUUUCAUCUCUAGAAAACAGCAUUUUCAUCUUGUAUCAAUUAACCAGUUAUUUAAAAAAAUGUGCACAUGAAAACAAAAUGCUAUAUGAAUGAAACUAUUUUCCAGUAAUUCAUGUAAUCCAUUUUAUUUGACCUAAGGCUUUUUAUGCAGCCUUAAUGGGUGUGAUUAUUUGCACUGAUAUCUUGACCUGAAACCACCACUUCCCCAAGCUUCAAAACAUUCAAGCUCAAUGCUGCUAGCAGCUUUAAUUGGUAGAGCUUUUUUAUAUUAAUGUUUAAUUUCUUUGACAGCUCACUCUUUGCAUGACCUUGAUUUUGAUGUAGGCUAUUUAUACAAAAUGUGUGUGGCUAAGAACAGCUAACAUCUUCAAACAUCUGUAACCUACAUCUUGUAUGUUGUGUGGACUGACCACUGCCCUACAGAAAUAAAUGACGUACGUGUA
Molecule: messenger RNA, 3392 nt
Organism: Osmerus eperlanus (European smelt)
Lineage: Eukaryota; Metazoa; Chordata; Actinopteri; Osmeriformes; Osmeridae
Gene: smyd5
Product: SMYD family member 5
Exons: 13
Coding region: 24-1271 (415 amino acids)
Biological process (GO): negative regulation of gene expression, epigenetic
Molecular function (GO): protein binding; histone H4K20 methyltransferase activity
Source: RefSeq, a predicted model, not a curated record